Messenger RNA from Rattus rattus (black rat), 555 nucleotides. RefSeq names its product cytochrome P450 2C55-like. Bases 1 to 540 code for a protein of 179 amino acids. Gene Ontology annotation, molecular function: heme binding; iron ion binding; oxidoreductase activity, acting on paired donors, with incorporation or reduction of molecular oxygen, reduced flavin or flavoprotein as one donor, and incorporation of one atom of oxygen. The transcript is spliced from 3 exons. The record is from RefSeq and is a predicted model, not a curated record. NCBI's taxonomy places the organism in Eukaryota, Metazoa, Chordata, Mammalia, Rodentia, Muridae. Gene Ontology annotation, cellular component: cytoplasm; intracellular membrane-bounded organelle. Gene Ontology annotation, biological process: xenobiotic metabolic process.
AUGGAUCCAGUCCUAGUCCUGGUGCUCACUCUCUCCUCUCUGCUUCUCCUCUCACUCUGGAGACAGAGCUUUGGGAGAGGGAAGCUCCCUCCUGGCCCAACUCCUCUCCCAAUCAUUGGAAACAUCCUUCAGAUAGAUGUGAAGGACAUCAGCAAAUCCUUCACCAAUUUCUCAAAAAUCUAUGGCCCUGUGUUCACUCUGUACUUUGGUCCGAAGCCUACUGUGGUGGUACAUGGAUAUGAAGCAGUAAAGGAAGCCCUGGAUGACCUUGGAGAGGAGUUUUCUGGGAGGGGUAGUUUCCCAAUUGUUGAAAGAAUGAAUAAUGGCCUUGGGAUCAUUUUCAGCAAUGGAACAAAAUGGAAGGAGCUUCGGCGUUUCUCACUUAUGACCUUGAGAAAUUUUGGGAUGGGGAAGAGGAGCAUCGAGGAUCGCAUUCAAGAGGAAGCCUCCUGUCUUGUGGAAGAGCUAAGAAAAACAAAUGGUGGGUACCUGUUUGCCUGGCUCUUCAUCUACAUACCCCUUUCAACACUGCAAUGGUAGCCAGCUACUUCUGGG